Messenger RNA from Diaporthe batatas, 3269 nucleotides. RefSeq lists its product as uncharacterized. NCBI's taxonomy places the organism in Eukaryota, Fungi, Ascomycota, Sordariomycetes, Diaporthales, Diaporthaceae. The coding region runs from base 570 to 2918 and encodes 782 amino acids. Gene Ontology annotation, cellular component: MBF transcription complex; SBF transcription complex. The record is from RefSeq and is a predicted model, not a curated record. The transcript is spliced from 3 exons. Gene Ontology annotation, molecular function: DNA binding; protein binding; transcription coactivator activity.
GGCGCGUGUGGUGGGUGCGCCGGGUGGCCCGUGCACGGGCGACCACACACGAACUCCGCACGAAACAGACACGUCCCGGGGCGUCGACGUCGCCUGCAGCCCAUGCACGCACUCAAAUGUCCCUGGGGAGGCAAGCCACCUAGGUACUUGAUGUAUCCGGUUCUUCCUGACACCCUGCUCACCUGACCUCGCGUCCGUAGGGGCUGGUAGUCGACUAAUCUCCUGAACGUCCCCGUCCUGUCCCGUCCUGUCCCGUCCUGUCCACGGGUCGACAUCGCCAGCCACGGUCGCGCAUUUCAGCCUCGUGAGCUGAACUCCCUCGGCCUCUGAUCGAGAACAAUCCAUUGUCGCAGUGUCAAUGGCCCUCUGAUGCUCGCCCAUCUCGUUCCUCUCACGCCCAUGUCCAUGCCACGCCCGUCCUCGCAUCAGCAUCACCUCCCCCCUUCGCAAUAGUCCGCCAGCCUCGCCGUCAGCGGCCCUUGCCCUCAGCCUGUCCGCCCCCGCCUCCGCCGCCUACCACCAGCCCACCACCAAGCACAAAGAAGCCUGCAGACCCCUUGCCACCCACCAUGGACGACGACCCUUUCCCCCAGAUCUAUUCUUCCGUCUACUCCGGCGUCGAGGUCUACGAGAUGGAGGUCAACAACGUCGCCGUCAUGCGCCGCCGCCACGACAGCUGUCUCAAUGCCACCCAGAUCCUCAAGGUCGCCGGCCUGGACAAGGGGAAACGCACAAAGAUCCUCGAGAAGGAGAUCCAGACCGGCGAGCACGAGAAGGUCCAGGGCGGCUACGGAAAAUACCAGGGCACUUGGAUAUCUUAUGAACGGGGCGUCCAGGUCUGCCGCCAGUAUGGGGUCGAAGACCUCCUCCGCCCCCUGCUGACAUACGAUAUGGGCCAGGACGGCAAUGCUGCGGGCCGUGGCGACCUCAACACCCCCACCAAGGAGCAGGCCAUGGCUGCCCAGCGGAAGAGGCUCUACAGUCAGCCCAUGAGCAACAGGUCCAACAGCAUGUCUGGCACCUUUUUCAAGAACAUAUCCUCCACCGCCUCCAACGCCGUUGCCGCCAUCAGCAAGGCCAGGCUAGACUCACCGGCGCCCAGGGGCCGCGGCGGCCUGUCAAGGGCCCCCAGCUUCAACCGCCAGCCCUCUGCCUCGAUGCAGAGCGUCGACGACUUCCCUGCCAACUCGCAGCAGAGCUUCGCCUCCGACCACGCCCGGAACGGCGACUCUGCCUACCCUGCACAACGCAGCAGCGCGCAGCCGACGGGCGUCGACGGGGCCGAGCCUCCCAGGAAGAGACCGAGGGUCGCGGUGACGCCGGCAGAUAGCUUCGGCCACCUGCAGUCCCAGUCGCAAUCCCAGUCGCAAUCCCACUCUCAACCACAGAGCAUGUAUAUGAGUGCCGACAACUUCCCGGGCUCCCCCACCGAGCCAAACGAAUCCUUCAUCUACUCCCAGCACGGUCUGAACCUGCAUCAGGUCGAGGACCACGACGGUGUUUCCCCCCUGCCACCCCUGCCCUACGACGAGUCUGUGGAUGCCGAGGCCACACGCAAGACACUACUGACUCUCUUCGCGGAGCCCGCCGAUCCCGAUGCUUUCGAAGAGUUGCGGUCCUUGACACCCCUGGAGCUGGACAUGCCCAUCGACAGCCAGCAGCACACCGCCUUGCACUGGGCCGCCACGCUGUCGCGCAUGAGCAUCGUCCAGGCAUUGAUCAGGCAUGGGGCCAACCCCUUCCGGGUGAACUCGGAGGGGCAGACCGCCCUCAUGCGCGCCGUCAUCGUCACAAACUCUCACGACAACUUUUCCUUCCCCGAGCUGCUUGAUCUCCUUGGCCACACCCUUGAGGUGGCAGACAACAAGGGUCGCACGGUACUGCAUCACGUUGUCGUCACGAGCGCCAUCGAGCGCCGCCACGCCACGAGCAAGUACUACCUCGACUGUCUGCUUGAGUGGGUUGUUCGCCAGGGUAGCGCCCCGAGCAGUCAGGACCACGCCGCGAACCCCACCGGCCCACACCAGUCAGGUAGCGCCCACAAGAUAGGGCUGGGCCGAUUCAUGAUCGAGGUCGUUAAUGCCCAGGACAAGGCCGGCGACACAGCAUUAAACCUGGCCGCUCGGAUAUCGAACCGGAGCAUCAUCUCACAGCUCCUCGAGGUGCAUGCCGACCCUUCAAUACCAAAUCGUGUCGGCCUGAGGCCGGUAGAUUUCGGCAUCGGCGAACUGCCCGAUGCGGAUCGGGAUGUCGAGGACGUGGCAAAGAACGAUGUAGCCGUCAGCACGCAGAGGAGCAAAGAGAGUAGCGAUGAUAUCGUCGCCUCUAUGAAGGACCUGUUGGGAGAGACGGCCGCGAUUGCGCAGGAAGAGCUCAAGGCAAAGCAGGAGACCCUCGACGAGCUCCAGACGGCGCUGAGGGCGAACUCGUCAAGGCUUGCCGAGACGCGGCGGAACCUCGAGGUCGUCAAGGAGAAGGCAAAACAGCAGCAGGUCAACAGGCAACAGGUUGCGAACCUCUCCCGCGAGCUUGAGAGCCUACAAUACCGCAUGGGUCACAUGGAUAAUGAGCAGGCCGCAUCACAGAGCAACUCUGCCGCAGCCUGGGAGGACGAGCUCGAAAGGGCGCUAAACUCGGCCGAGCACCAGCCCGCAUUGCCGGAUGCUGGUAUCCUCCGAGCCCGUCUAAAAGCAACGACUGAUAUCCUGAACACGAUGAAAGACAAGGUGUCGAACCUGAAAGGAACGAGCCGGGAUAUCGAGUACAAGUAUAGGCGCCUGGUUGCCCUGGCGGCCAACUGCCCUGAGAGCCAGGUUGACGAUUUAUUAGAGGGGUUAGUGCGGGCUGUGGAGAGUGAGAAGGGAGAGUUGGAGAUUGGUCGCGUGCGGAAGUUCCUGGGCGGCGUGGGCGGACCAUAGCUUGCUCCGCCCUCCGGGGUUGAGAUGCAAUACACGCCCCGCAGUACAUGAUGCCCGGUUUGUACAGCGGGAAUAGUUCGACAUCUGUGCUCCGAGGUUGGUCAUUACAUACGGUCUGGUUGUAGCCAAUUGUCAGAGUAUGAUUGGGCCUCUCUGUUUUGUUAUUCGGUCUGGGGGAAAUGGGGCGGCGCGAGGGGGGUGCAAUUUUGCAUGAUACCAUCAACCGCCUUUUAGUCGGUCUCUUAGUUUUUCUGUUCGCUAGUCAUCAUCAAAACUUGGCUGUUUAUGGCGUGGACGUGCCAAAUCAAGUCAAUGGAUUCAAGUGCAGCAAGAGUCAAAUAAUCAUCACAC